UAUGCUACUUACGCAGCUCGGUGGUUGAUUGGCUCUGAGGUCGCUAUGGGUGACGCCGACGCUUUAGACCGACGAAUCCUGGGAAAUGUACACAAGUUCAUAUGCAGUGGAGUUUAGCCUUUAAACGAUAAAAUGAAGCGCAUAUUCACCAUCGCAGAAAAAAAUUGGCAGGGGUCCUGCCUGCAGUACAAAUGGCAGAAAACUUUGGGGAAUUAUCUUGCCGUUGCUGGGUUCGACAACACCGUAAAAAUCUUUGAUCGGCAUGGGCAAAGGAUGAAUGAAUUGAACCUACCAGGGAAGUGCAUAGGAAUGGAUUGGGAUAAAGAUGGGGACAUCCUGGCAGUAAUAGCAGAAAAGUCCAGUGCCAUCCAUCUGUGGGAUGCAAAUGUCAACAAGACAUCACAGUUAGACAGUGGCAUGAGGGAUCAGAUGUCUUUUAUCCUGUGGUCCAAGACUGGGCCUCUACUAGCUGUGGGAACAGCGAAAGGGAACCUGCUCAUCUAUAACCAGCAGACUUCACGCAAGAUACCAGUCCUCGGUAAGCACACAAAGCGCAUCACCUGUGGCUGCUGGAGCUCUCAGAACCUGUUGGCCCUUGGCAGUGAAGAUCGUAGUGUAACAGUCAGCAACCAUGAAGGAGACACCAUACGACAGACGUCAGUGCGAUCAGAUCCUGCAGAUAUCCAGUUCUCUGUGAUGAAGACCGAUGAGAGAUCUUCACCAGGAGAGAGCACUGUGAGUGUUGCGGUGGGAAAGAAGACUCUCUUCCUGUUUAACCUGAAUGACCCUGAUAACCCCAUUGAGUUGGCCUUCCAGCAGCGCUACGGCUCCAUAGUCUCCUACCGCUGGUAUGGGGAUGGGUAUAUAAUGAUAGGAUUUUCUCAGGGUUAUUUUGUGGUCAUUUCCACUCACAUCCGUGAGAUUGGCCAGGAGCUCUUUCAAGCUCACAACCACAAGGACAGUCUGACCAGCAUGGCCAUCUCUCAGUCUCUCAACAAGGCAGCUUCCUGCGGAGACAGCUGCAUAAAGAUCCAUGACCUCACAGAACUCAAGGAGAUGUAUGCCAUCAUCAAUCUGGAUGAAGAAACCAAAGGUCUGGACCAGCUCUCGUGGACAGAUGACGGGCAGCUUCUGGCCAUCUCUACCCAGCGCGGCACCCUGCAUGUGUUCCUCACACGACUGCCAAUCCUAGGCAGCAGCUCAGGCACGCGCUUGGCCUACCUCACUUCACUGCUGGAGGUCACAGUCGCUAACCCAGUGGAAGGGGAAGCACCAGUUGCCGUGGCAGUGGAUGUGGAGCCUAAUUUCAUUGCUGUGGGUCCAUAUCAUGUUGCUGUGGGGAUGAAUAAUCGGGCAUGGUUUUACAUUUUGGGAGAAAAUGGAAUAGAGAAACUGAAGGACACGGAGUAUCUGGGCACGGUGGUGAGCAUGUGUCUGAAUGCUGACUACGCUGCGGCACUGUUUGAGGGGAAAGUGCAGUUACACAUGAUUGAGGAUGAGGAGCAGGAGGACAGGCAGACUAAAUUGUUCUCUGGUGGGGAUGAUAAAUAUCGCAUCAUGAGCCAUGCGCUCACUGCUGACUUCCUGUUCAUGGGCACUGAUACGGGCAUAAUCCAUUGCUUUUACAUAGAGGACUGGCAGAACAUAAAUGAGUAUCGCCACCCAGUGGGUGUGAGGAAGGUUUUCCCUGAUCCCAGUGGAACACGUCUCAUCUUCAUUGAUGACAAGAGCGAUGGAUUCCUUUACUGCCCGGUGAAUGACGCAGUGCUUGAGAUCCCUAACUUUUCUCCAACCAUCACUGGUGCUCUUUGGGAAACUUGGCCAGGGGAUAAGGGGGUCUUCAUUGCCUAUGAUGACGACAAAGUUUACACCUAUGCCUUCCACAAAGACACCAUACAGGGUGCCAGAGUUAUCCUUGUGGGCGGCACCAAACUGCCAUUUUCCCAUAAGCCCUUGCUGCUCCAUAAUGGGGAGUUAACGUGUCAGACACAGAGUGGCCAGACCAACAGCGUGCCCCUGGCUUCACACAGCUUCCUCAACACCAUCUUCUCCGAGGCCUCGAAAGAGCAGCUCACACAGAUGCUCCGGAAGGCACUGAUGCUCAAGAGGUUCCAAGAGGCAUGGGAGAUGUGUAAGCUUCUUAAAUGUACAGAGUCAUGGGCUGAGAUGGGGCGGACAUGUCUGCAUCACAUAGAGGUGGAGCUGGCUGUACAAGUGUAUCGCAUGACGGGAAAUGUUGGCAUGGUCAUGUCCCUGGAAGACAUCAAGGGUAUAGAAGAUCAGAAUCUGCUUGCUGGCCAUCUGGCCAUGUUCUGUAAUGACUACAAUCAGGCCCAGGACCUCUACCUGGCCUCCUCCUGCCCCAGUGCUGCUCUGGAGAUGAGAAGAGACUUACAGCACUGGGACAGUGCGCUGCAGCUGGCAAACAGGCUGUCCCCAGACGAGAUGCCGUUCAUCUCUAAAGAGUACGCCAUCCAGCUGGAGUUCAUUGGAGACUAUGUGAACGCACUGGGGCACUUUGAAAAGGGAAAUUCCCAAGAUAAAGAUAAGGAGCAUGAUGAGGCAUGCCAGGCUGGAGUGGCACGUAUGUCCAUCCGCAUGGGAGAUAUUCGGCGUGGCGCCAACCUCGCCAUCAAGCACCCCAGCCGAGCGCUGAAGAAGGACUGUGGGGCCAUCCUAGAGAGCAUGAAGCAAUACUCGGAAGCUGCCCAGCUGUAUGAGAAAGGCCAGUACUAUGACAAAGCCGCAUCUGUCUAUAUCCGCUGCAAGAACUGGUCAAAGGUGGGUGAGCUCUUACCCCAGGUGUCGUCUCCCAAGAUCCACCUGCAGUAUGCAAAGGCAAAGGAGGCUGAUGGCAAAUUUAAGGAGGCAGCGAUGGCCUAUGAAAGCGCCCGGGACUGGGACAACGUCAUCCGCAUCUUACUGGAGCAUCUCAACAAUCCUGAGGAGGCCGUGCGCAUCGUCAGGGAAACACAGUCCAUCGACGGCGCAAAGAUGGUGGCAAGGUUCUUCCUGAGUCUCAAUGACUACGGCUCUGCCAUUCAGUUCUUGGUGCUGUCCCACUGCAGCGACGAGGCCUUUCAGCUGGCACAGCAGCACGGCCAGAUGGAGGUGUACGCAGACAUCAUCGGCCCAGAUGCCACAGCGGAAGACUACCAGAGCAUUGCUCUGCACUUUGAAGGGGAGAAGCAGCACCUCUUGGCGGGGAUGUUCUUCCAGAAGUGUGGCCAGUUCAGCAGAGCGCUGAAACACUUCUUGAAGUGUCCCAACACUGAGGACAGCCUGGCUAUAGAGAAGGCCAUAGAGACAGUGGGAGAGGCCAAGGAGGAUGCUUUGACCAAUCAGCUCAUAGACUAUCUGAUGGGAGAGAGUGAUGGCAUGCCAAAGGAUGCUAAGUAUCUGUUCCGGCUCUACAUGGCUUUGAAACAGUACAGAGAAGCAGCACGGACUGCCAUCAUCAUUGCCAGAGAGGAGCAGUCAGCAGGAAACUACCGGAAUGCUCAUGAUGUGCUGUUCAGCAUGUACACAGAGCUGCAGGCACAGAAAAUAAAGAUCCCAUCUGAGAUGGCCACCAAUCUCAUGAUCCUACACAGCUAUAUACUGGUGAAGAUUCACGUGAAGAGGGGUGAUCACCUGAAGGGGGCUCGCAUGCUCAUCCGUGUGUCCAGCAACAUCAGCAAGUUCCCCUCACACAUCGUCCCCAUCCUGACGUCAGCUGUGAUCGAGUGCCACCGUGCAGGUUUGAAAAACUCUGCCUUCAGCUUUUCUGCCAUGCUGAUGCGCCCUGAGUACCGCAACAAGAUUGACCUGAAGUACAAGAAGAAGAUAGAGGCCAUGGUCCGGCGUCCAGACACCUCAGAGCUAGAGGAGGACUCCACUCCAUGCCCCUUCUGUGGGUUCCAGCUGCCUGAGUGCGAGCUGCUCUGCCCCGGGUGCAAAAACAACCUGCCCUACUGCAUUGCCACGGGUCGACACAUGGUGAAGGAGGACUGGUCAGUGUGUCCUCACUGUGACUUCCCAGCGCUCCACUCCCAGUUCAUGCAGUUACUGGAGACGGAGUCGGCGUGUCCCAUGUGUUCUGAGAACCUGAGUGUGAACCAGGUGAAGAGAGUCUCCGACUGCUCCGGCUACUUGCAGCUGAAUGAGCUGGAACAGUGAAGACAGACGAGCCACAGAAGAGGGAAGAGCCGGGCGAAGAAGACGUGCUGUCAGGGGGGCUUUUUAGAAGCAUGGAGCAUGACAGUGAAUUGGCAUGGUGUCAGUGAGAUCUGCGCUGCGUCGGGGUUGAGCAGUUAGCUGCCUGAGACCCCAGUGGCUCUGGCUAUGAUCAGGUGAUGGAGCUGACCGAUCCCUUCACAGGCAAGCCUGCCCUUGUAAAAAUGAUAUUUAUCUAAACCACAUUAUUUUAUAUACCCUUCUCAAAUAAAAAAAUAUUACAUUUCUA
Clupea harengus (Atlantic herring) is the source of this 4444-nucleotide messenger RNA. RefSeq names its product WD repeat domain 19 (gene wdr19). Gene Ontology annotation, molecular function: protein binding. Gene Ontology annotation, cellular component: intraciliary transport particle A; cilium. The record is from RefSeq and is a predicted model, not a curated record. Lineage: Eukaryota; Metazoa; Chordata; Actinopteri; Clupeiformes; Clupeidae. Gene Ontology annotation, biological process: intraciliary retrograde transport; cilium assembly.